AUGGGCGAGCCUCUUACCUUCAAGGGAUCCCUUGCCGGCCACGCCGGCUGGGUCACCGCCAUUGCCACCUCGUCGGAGAACCCGGACAUGAUCCUCACCGCUUCGCGUGACAAGACCAUCAUCGUCUGGCAGCUUUCGCGCGAGGAGGGCUCGUUCGGCUUCCCCAAGAAGAUCCUCCACGGCCACAACCACUUCGUCUCGGACGUCGUGAUCUCGUCGGACGGCCAGUUCGCCCUCUCGUCGUCGUGGGACAAGACCCUCCGUCUCUGGGACCUCAACACCGGCCUUACCACCCGCAAGUUCGUCGGCCACACCGGUGACGUCCUCUCGGUCUCGUUCUCGGCCGACAACCGCCAGAUCGUCUCGGCUUCGCGUGACCGCACCAUCAAGCUCUGGAACACCCUCGGCGAGUGCAAGUUCAACAUUGUUGACGAUGGCCACUCCGACUGGGUCUCGUGCGUCCGCUUCUCGCCCAACCCCGUGAUCCCCGUCAUUGUCUCGGCUGGUUGGGACAAGGCCGUCAAGGUUUGGGAGCUUUCCAAGUGCAAGCUUAAGACCAACCACUUCGGCCACACCGGUUACAUCAACACCCUCGCCGUCUCGCCCGACGGAUCGCUCGCCGCUUCCGGUGGCAAGGACGGCAUCACCAUGCUCUGGGACCUCAACGAGGGCAAGCACCUCUACUCGCUUGAGGCCGGUGACAUUGUCAACGCCCUUGUCUUCUCGCCCAACCGCUACUGGCUCUGCGCUGCCACCGCCUCGUCGAUCAAGAUCUUCGACCUCGAGUCCAAGUCGAUCGUCGACGACCUCAAGCCCGACUUCAACGAGCUCUCCGAGAACGCCCGCAAGCCCGAGUGCACCUCGCUCGCCUGGUCGGCCGACGGCCAGACCCUCUUCGCCGGCUUCUCGGACAACCUCGUCCGCGUCUGGUCGGUCACCGUUUAA
Apiotrichum porosum is the source of this 945-nucleotide messenger RNA. It is a transcript of the gene CPC2, whose product is annotated as cross-pathway control WD-repeat protein cpc2. Gene Ontology annotation, cellular component: cytosol; nucleus. The record is from RefSeq and is a predicted model, not a curated record. Lineage: Eukaryota; Fungi; Basidiomycota; Tremellomycetes; Trichosporonales; Trichosporonaceae. The coding region runs from base 1 to 945 and encodes 314 amino acids. Gene Ontology annotation, molecular function: ribosome binding; protein kinase C binding; translation regulator activity. The transcript has 4 exons. Gene Ontology annotation, biological process: rescue of stalled cytosolic ribosome; positive regulation of protein phosphorylation.